Molecule: messenger RNA, 987 nt
Organism: Closterium sp. Yama58-4
Lineage: Eukaryota; Viridiplantae; Streptophyta; Zygnematophyceae; Desmidiales; Closteriaceae
Source: the annotation of a GenBank genome assembly
AUGGCUACCCCGCCUGUACUAGCUUUCGAUGCUGAGGGCCGCCCAGUGAAGUUUGAUACUUGGCUUGAUGACCUGCACCUCUUCCUACAGCUCACUGCCAAGGAGGAUAUCUCACUGUAUGACCACGCCCUCGGCCAUGCUCCUGCCCCUGCUACUGAUGCUGACAGCACUACCCGCUCACAGUGGCAGACUCGUGACGCCCACGCUCGCUUUGCCAUCCGCAACUCCCUGCCGUUAGAUGAGCGCGAGCACUUCGGCCAGUGCAAGACUGCUAGAGACCUCUACACCGCUGUAGUUGCCCGUUACUCCUCACCCGCUUCUGCUACGCUAGGCCGCCUCACUCUUCCCUACCUGUUCCCCGACCUAGCCUCCUUUCACACUGUCGCAGACCUCAUCACCCACCUUAAGACUAGUGAGGCCCGCUUUCGCGCUGCUAUGCCUGCCGAGUUUCUCACUAGCAACCCCCCCCCGCUCUGGAUCACUCUCUACCACAUCGUCACCCGCCUCCCUGACUCUCUGCGCGCAGCACCUCUCGUGGCGACCCCCGCACCCCGUUCUUCGAGGGGUGUUCCCCUUCCCCCCUCCUCCCCUCUGUCGCCUCUGCUGCUGCUGUCGACCUUCUUGGUGCUGAGAAGGUCGGGACCGCGUCUGCUUCGAGCGGGCGCCGCAGGGGCAAAGGGGGCAGGGGCGGGGGUGGCGGCGGAGGAGGUGGGGGUGGAGGCGGUGGGAGUGGAGGCGCGGCUGAGGAGGCUAGUGGCGGUAGUGGGGGAGGCGACAGCAGCGGCGGGAGUGGUGGCAGGGGCGGAGGCGGCAGCGGAGGCGGAGGUGGUCGUGGUGGCGGCAGGGGUGGAGGUGGCCGGGGCGGAGGCGGAGGGGGUGGUGGUCAUGAACGGGGGCACUGGCGGAGGGCAGAGUCAGCAGCCAGCCCCGACGCUUCAGGCCGCCCGUGAGUGGUAUGCGCAGCGUAGCGUUACCUGCACACUUUGA